CUCUCCUUUUCCAAGGAAAAAAUAUCCUUUCCCAUAAAAUAAAAUUUUAAAAUGAAAUAGAAAAAGGAAAACCCACAAAAGAACUGUGCCAAGCUAUAUAUAUAUAUACUCUCUCCUAGACACUAAAUCAUCACACACUUCUACUCUCACAGCCAUGGCAACCUUAUCCUUUGUUGCCUUCUCACUAUGCCUCCUCUUCUUCUCCUUAGCCCAAGGCCUCAGCAACAACCCCCAAUGUAGUGAGGCCAAAGACCAGGGCUCUAACCUUCAAGUCUUCCAUGUCUACAGCCCAUGCUCUCCUUUCAGACCCACCAAACCAAUGUCAUGGGAGGAGAGUGUGCUCCAAAUGCAGGCCGAUGACCAGGCCAGGCUCCAGUUCUUGUCCAGCCUCGUGGCCAAGAAAUCGGUUGUUCCAAUUGCCUCCGGCAGGCAGAUCAUUCAGAGCCCUACGUACAUUGUGAGGGCCAAGAUUGGCACCCCACCUCAGACCUUGCUCUUGGCUGUCGAUACUAGCAAUGAUGCUGCUUGGGUCCCAUGUAACGGCUGCGUUGGCUGCGGUUCCAAUGUCUUUAAUUCUGCCAAAUCCACAACCUACAAGACCCUCGGUUGCCAAACUGCUCAGUGCAAGCAGGUACCCAACCCCACCUGCUUAGGCAGCACCUGCAGCUUCAACACCAGCUACGGCAGCUCCACCCUAGCCGCAAACCUCUCACAAGAAACCUUCACCCUAGCCACCGACGUCGUCCCCGGGUACACCUUUGGUUGCCUCCAGAAGACCACCGGCAGCUCCGUGCCGCCGCAGGGUCUUCUGGGCCUGGGCCGGGGCCCACUGUCCCUUCUAUCUCAGACCCAAAACCUCUACCAAUCUACAUUCUCAUACUGCCUACCUAGCUUCAAAUCCCUAAACUUUUCUGGGUCAUUGAGGCUUGGACCUGUUGGGCAACCCAAGAGGAUCAAGUACACCCCACUGCUCAAGAACCCUAGAAGAUCAUCACUCUACUAUGUGAACUUAAAUGCAAUUAGGGUUGGUAGGAGAAUUGUGGAUAUCCCUCCUGCUGCCUUGGCUUUCAAUCCUACCACCGGUGCAGGGACCAUCAUUGAUUCAGGCACCGUGUUCACCCGGCUAGUGGAACCGGCCUACGUAGCAGUACGAAACGAGUUCCGCAGGCGGGUCGGUAAAUACCCGUUUCAAACCCUAGGCGGGUUCGACACUUGCUACUCGGUACCCUUUGUUGUACCCACCAUAACGUUCAUGUUCUCAGGCAUGAACGUGACACUGCCAGAAGACAACAUUGUAAUCCACAGCACAGCUGGGAGCAUCACAUGUCUAGCCAUGGCAGCGGCACCAGACAACGUGAACUCUGUGCUCAAUGUGAUUGCCAAUAUGCAGCAGCAGAACCACAGGGUGCUCAUUGAUGUGCCCAAUUCAAGGCUUGGGGUGGCCCGUGAGCGCUGCACUUAAAUCUUUUGUUUGGUUCCCAAGUCCCACGACCAUGUUUGGUAAACUAGGGUUAGCUUACUACUUGUACUGUUUUGAUGUUUUUACUUUGGAUUGGGGUUGUGGCUUUGUUUGGGGUAUUUUGGCCUAUGUGUCAGAGUUUUAAAUUAAUUGCUGACUGACUGUGAAGGUCUUCUCCGAAAGUGGUCUGUAGCAAAAGUCCAGAUUUGAAAUGAUUUGUAGCUUUGUACCGACAUAUAUCACGAGAAAGGGAUCUGUAGCUUUGUGUCCUUUCUCAUGUGUGAUUGAGAUUUGUUUGAUAGGUGGUCGUAGAAUGUCACGGGUUAUUUUGCAAAAGGCUUGCAAGAACCCUGUAUCCAAGGGUUUUGAUUUCAAUAAAUUUCAGUAAUAA
Molecule: messenger RNA, 1850 nt
Organism: Prunus avium (sweet cherry)
Lineage: Eukaryota; Viridiplantae; Streptophyta; Magnoliopsida; Rosales; Rosaceae
Product: aspartyl protease AED3
Source: RefSeq, a predicted model, not a curated record